AGGCAGCACACCUAGGUCGAUAGGUCCAUGCUAGGUUAAUGAAAAUGGAAGAAUUGACGCUAUCAUCAGGGCGUCAAUUCCAAAUUUACAAUCAAAAGUUGAGAAGGUAAUAACUACCACAACUGCCAAUGAGCUUGCUUUACCAAAAAUGGAAACCUUGAAGGACCUGUUAAACAACUUGCAACUCUGCCUCCUCACCUCUGUUUUCCUUCCCUUCCACUCCUUAAUUCAAGCAAAUUUUCUUGUUUGACAGGAGAUGGCACCAAAGCAAAACCAAGCACAAAAACAAAACACAUCCAGUUCAUUUCUCCAACACCGUUUUCUCUCCUAGGGGAAUCGAAAACAACCUUGCAAUUCCGGCUUUUAACUCUUCGAAAUCCCAUGCUUUAUGUUUGAAACGAUGGGAAGGAUGAUUCCUUUAGAUGGUGAUCCCAUAAUACAUUCGGCACUGCCAUUUUCUCUCCUGGUGGCAGGCAUGGCUGCAACCAUUGCUAUAAUCACUGGUCUAUGCGGGUUCCGGAGAAAACCGUCAGCUGAUUCAUCAGCAGCCCCUCAUUUGGCAGAGAAGUCAGAAUUGGAUGUGCCACCAUCCAAUAACGCAGCAGAAACUACGUUGGUACCACCCUCAGUUGUCACCACAUCAAUAACAUUAGAAACGGAAGAGAGAACAGACAACUCAGAGGAAGUGAUCAAAGAAUUGCCUCCACCACCAGCUAUGAGGACAUUAAGAGAGACCUAUUCGUGCAACAAUUUCAUGACAAAGUCCGCGUCGUCGCGAAAACUAAGCUCAACCUUGAGCUUGAAGCACAAAAGAAGCAUUUCGGUGAACAAGAUUCGGGAGAAAGGGAAAUCAAAAGCUGAAGAAUCGGUUUGGACAAAAACGAUUAUAUUAGGUGAAAAAUGUAGAGUAUCAGAUGAUCAUGAUGACGCUGUGAUCUAUGAUGGCAAGGGUAAUAGAGUUACAACAUACCAUCCCAGGUCCCUGAGCACCGUAUCGUUGUCUAGGACAUGUUCCUUCAGAAACCCAGACACGAUUUCUAAUCAAGACAAGGAGAAAGAGGGAGCAUGACAAGAGGAAGAAGAUUGUUGAUGUUAGAGGAUAAUCUAUUGUGAAGGUCGUAGGUAGAUUCGUGUUUUUCAUGAAAGAAUUGCAGUUGUUUCCGUGACGAAAGGUUGUGGAAAUUAAAGGCAAUGAAUAUUUCCUACAACCAGUAUUUGAAUUUGGUGUCACUAGUCAACUAGCUUCCUUCAAUUAUAAGGCAUCUAUGAUGACCAACCCUUCUCUCCAUUUUCCAUGAAAGAUCGGAAAGCCGGUAAUUUGUCUGAGUCUCCUUGACAGAUUUUCCACAUGUAUGAUGAGACAUUCCCACCUGGAAAGGCAUGCAUGUUCUAGCAUUUUAAGGUUAUAUACGAUGAUGGGAGGGUUACCUUGGGCAGUUCCGCCGCAUCUUCAAAAGUUUGUUCCUAUCAUGCCUAUAGCCACUUGGAGACAAAUUCUUACCUUGAACGUUAAACGAAACAACUUGAUUACGACAGAAUGUUCCUUAAAACCUGGAUACGUGACUAAGACCAAAAGUACAGGGCACUGUCUAGGAGAUUGCUGAUACCAUUGAUAAGUAGGC
Molecule: messenger RNA, 1622 nt
Organism: Theobroma cacao (cacao)
Lineage: Eukaryota; Viridiplantae; Streptophyta; Magnoliopsida; Malvales; Malvaceae
Source: RefSeq, a predicted model, not a curated record